Messenger RNA from Fonsecaea nubica, 795 nucleotides. RefSeq lists its product as hypothetical. Lineage: Eukaryota; Fungi; Ascomycota; Eurotiomycetes; Chaetothyriales; Herpotrichiellaceae. Gene Ontology annotation, molecular function: DNA-binding transcription factor activity, RNA polymerase II-specific; zinc ion binding. The transcript has a single exon. Gene Ontology annotation, biological process: regulation of DNA-templated transcription. The record is from RefSeq and is a predicted model, not a curated record. The coding region runs from base 1 to 795 and encodes 264 amino acids.
AUGUCUCCGUACUCGCGCCCUCGCCAGCCGCCGCCAGCGUCGCGGGGCUCCAAGCUCGGUUACUACCGCGCUUCGAUUGCCUGUGUAGGCUGCCGCAGGAGCAAGACGCGAUGUCUCCUCACGACACCGCGGCGGGAACUGCAGCAGGACAGCUGUGUGAGCUGUGUGAGCUGUCGGCGCAAGAAUAAGCCGUGUGUGUUUCUGACCGUGGACAAGAAGCCGCCGGACUGGGUGUGGUCGAAGCCGCAGCGGGGGCAGACUGCUGAAGCAGAGUCGAAGCCUGAGCCGGGGAGCUCAUCCUCCCCUCCCUCCUCACACCAUCAUUGCUCGGUCUCUGUGCCGCCUACAGACUCGGUCACGGCACAAGACUGUAUUCGGAGCGUCACCAGCGUCGGGACGCAGCAAUAUGUCUUCCCGCCGCAACAGCAUGACAGCUUUUCCUGGGAUAUGGAGGAAGAGCAAUUGUUCUGGUUCGAGACGCUAUUCCCUUCGCCGAGUCAUGUUUCCUCCGCAGAGCAGAUCGAUGGGUAUUCGGAUCCGUUGUUCUCUCCCGAUCAAAUGGGUGGUCCUGAGGUCGGCCCUUCAUUACCACAAGAUGCGUCAUCCUGGCUAAGCCUGAACCCGGAGUUUGGAUGGGAUAUCAAUAUCUCACCCAUGGAAUACCCAGACUUGUAUAUUCAAGACCCGCUUCAGCAUGGCCAAUUUCACGCGCCAUUCGACCCGGCUGCUGUGACUCUGGAGACCGCAUAUGAAUUUCAUCAACAUUACUUUCAGUUCUCGGAUCAAUGCACUUGA